Molecule: messenger RNA, 615 nt
Organism: Linum trigynum
Lineage: Eukaryota; Viridiplantae; Streptophyta; Magnoliopsida; Malpighiales; Linaceae
Source: the annotation of a GenBank genome assembly
AUGUUUCGAAUGUGGGAACGCCUAAAGAAACUCCGUCAUCUGCUUUACGACUGGAGUAGGGCGGGCACAACUAAGUCCCUGCAUAAUAUUAAGACGCUCCAGGCCGAGAUUGAUAGGAUAAAAUUGAUCCACCCGGUGGAUUGGGAUGAGGUCAAGAAUCUGGAGAUGGAGCUAUCCCGCCAGUGGGAAGCAGAGGAGAUGUUCUGGCAACAGAAAUCAAGGGUAAAAUGGUUAAAGAAAGGAGAUAAGAACUUUGCCUACUUCCAUACAGUCACAAGGGCUCGGCGAAAGAGGAACUUUGUUCCCGGACUUAGAAAUGAGGAAGAGGAAUGGGUCACUGAGGAGACCGGGAAGGCUACUAUUGCCACAAAUUUUUACCAGACCCUGUUUACUUCGGAAUCUCAGGUCCCUAAUAAGGUCGAGAGGGUGGCGAGCCUGCCGAUUGCCCAUAGUGUUACUCCGCAAAUGAAUGCGCAGUUGACGGCGGAGAUUUUGCCGACUGAGGUUAGGCAAACGGUCUUUGCCAUGGGAUCGAAGCAGGCUCCGGGGUCGGAUGGUUUCACAGGGAAGUUCUUUAAAGAUUUUUGGGAUAUUUGUGGGCACUUCGGUGGUUGA